This is a messenger RNA of Nomia melanderi (Alkali bee), 3169 nucleotides long. Its product is annotated as E3 ubiquitin-protein ligase ZNF598. Gene Ontology annotation, molecular function: ribosome binding; ubiquitin protein ligase activity. The record is from RefSeq and is a predicted model, not a curated record. Lineage: Eukaryota; Metazoa; Arthropoda; Insecta; Hymenoptera; Halictidae. Gene Ontology annotation, biological process: rescue of stalled cytosolic ribosome; protein ubiquitination.
UUCAUAUCACUAGUCCAUCUAGUUACUCUUUGAUUUAGCAAUGACUGUAUGUAACAUUCGAAACCGGAACCUUCUUGUUCAUCGAGCUGAAUUCAUCACACCAACUAUACACACCAUAGUCUAGUGUAUAAAUCGUGAUAACCUUUUUCUUUCAGGGACGUCCUGUGAAAUUUUACCAUCUGCUUAUUAGAAGAUUUUCCAGACGAUUGUGGCGUUACAGAAGAUAAUAUAAUUCAUUUCAUCUAAAUCAGUGAGUCAGCAAAAAUUGAAUACUAAGAAUAUUAGUAAACAGAAUGUCUGCCAAUAAUGAUAGUACAAAUAAUAACACCUGUGUUGUGUGUUAUAAAAAUGUUGAUAUUUAUAGCAUUGGUAUGUGUGAACAUCCUGUUUGUUAUGAAUGCAGUACUAGGAUGAGAGUACUCUGCUGUCAAAAUGAAUGUCCAAUUUGUCGUCAAGAUUUACCAAAAGUUGUAUUUACAAGGGAAAUAAAACCAUUUUGCCAUUUACGUAAAGGCCAUUUAGCAGAUACACGAUAUAAUAUUUAUUUUGAUACAUCUAACAUUCAAAGUAAAUUUUACGACUUAUUGGCUAAUACUUGCAACAUUUGUGAAGAAAAACCUGUGUUUAAUAAUUUUAAUAGUCUUAAAGAUCAUAUGAGACAUCGACAUGAGCUACAUUAUUGCGACCUCUGUGUAGAAAAUUUAAAGAUUUUUUCCCAUGAGAGACGUUGUUAUACAAGAUCUGAUCUUGCACAGCAUAGAAGAAAAGGUGAUAUUGAUGACAAAAGUCAUAAAGGACAUCCACUAUGUGAAUUUUGUGAUCAACGUUAUAUGGAUAACGAUGAGCUAUUUAGACACUUAAGACGAGAUCAUUUGUAUUGUCACUUUUGUGAUGCAGAUGGUUUGCAUCAGUAUUACAGCUCUUAUGAUUAUCUCAGAGAUCAUUUUAGGCAAGAGCAUUACUUAUGCGAGGAAGGACUGUGCUCCGAAGAAAAAUUCACAAGUGUAUUUAGAACUGACAUAGAUCUUAAAGCGCAUAAAGCGAAUGUUCAUAGUAAACAAUUAAGCAAAGCAGCUGCAAAGCAAGCAAGAACAUUGGAAUUAGAAUUUACUCUAGCUCCACGAGGUGAUAAUCGAAUGAAUAGAAGAGGAAUGUUAGGUGCAUCAACUUCCAGGAAUUCAAGAGAUUAUGGUGGGAGAGAUUAUAAUCUCAGGGAAUAUCAACAAACAGUAAUGCCAAACAGUUCAAAUGUUUUUGUAACAAACAACGAACCUACUUUUGUAAGGCAGCCAUCUGUAGAUGUACAGAGUACCGAAGAGUUUCCAACAUUGGGUAAUGCUACACCUGUUGUACCUACCUUAAAUCAAGCUAAAGGUAGGGGAAAUGUAACAAUUCGUAGUACUAUACGACCACAGCCCUUGGCUGUUACAGAUGAAAAUUUCCCAGCAUUAGGAUUGGAAUCAGCCGGUAUUUCAAAAACUGUUAACUUCAGUGUAUCCAGUGGUAAUACUUUAGGAUCAGGUGCUCAGCCUCAGAAGGGUACAACUUCCAAUGUCUCUAUUCAAGUAAAUCACGAAGCAAAUGGAACCGUUACUACUAAAGUUUCAGGUCCUAAUAUUAGAAUUCGACCUGCAAAACUUUCAAUGGAAUCUGAUUUCCCUGCACUAGGUACUUCAGAACCGUCAGCUAGUAAUAAUAAUUCAGCACAGUGGAAAGAAGUUCUACAAUGGACAUGUUCCAAGUCAGCAUCAACAUCUGUACCAAAACCUAAGAAAGUUGCGUCGCCACCACUAGUACCCUCUCCACCACCUAUUCAGUCUGGAGAAGACUUUCCUAUAUUAUCAAAGUCGUCUAAAUCAAAGAAACAAUCAACAAUUACGGUAGUACCUUCCUGGGGUCAACCACAGAGUUCUAAUAACAGUAACAAUGUGAAAACAACUACCGACUUAACAAAGGGAAAAGCAAAGAAGAAAAAAGUUAAGCAAAAUUCUAGUACUAAUAGUAAUGAUAUUAGUAGUUCAAAAACAAAUGUAAAUACUGUUGUUGUAAAAAAGGAAAGUGAAACAGCUAAAACAUCUAAGAAUCCAUGUAGCAUAGACACUGUAAAUGCUAUACAAUCAAGUUCCCAAUCUGCACAAAGUACAGAUAAUGUAGCUAACACUGAGAACUCGUCAAAAAAUAUAAAUGUACAACAGUCAAAAGAGGUGGAACAUGCUAAUAAGAAAGAAAAGAAGAAGCAUAAAAAUUCUGAUAACCAAACAAUUGUAAAUACAAAUAAUGAUAAUAGUACCUCAAAUGGAGUACAGAGAAAACGUACUGAACUGAAAAUAGAUAGUUUAAAUUCUACUAACAGAAAUGCUCGUCAUUUAGAAGAUUUUCCAGCUUUAGGUACUAGCAGUUCUAUGCCACCAGGCUUUACAAAUCCACCACCUGGAUUUGGAACAACGACUCCUCCACCACCUGGUUUUUGUAUAAAAUACAAUAGUAUGGAUAAAAUAAACAAUAGUAAUGGAUUAACAUUUACAAACAGUUCUGGAGAGAGUUAUUCUAUUUUACCAAAUGAUAAGCACAAUAGUGCCUACAAUUAUGUUCCUUCUCCAGAUUUUCAAAAACGAAACAAAUGCCUUGUGGCUAAAGUCAAUGAAGUUUUAAUGCAACAAGAUCAAAUUGAGGAAUUUCGAUAUAUCAGUGGAUUGUUUCGCCAAGGAAUGUGUAAUGCACAAGAUUAUUAUACGCAUUGCCGUGAAGUUAUGGGUCUCAGCGCUUUUGAAAGUGUAUUUCUAGAACUUCUGGUUCUUCUACCUGAUAUCGCAAAACAGCAAGAACUAUUUAAAGUCCACGAAAAAGAAAGUGGUAAUAAGAUUGAAGGUUUAGAAAUUUGUGCUACUUGUAAUCAAGUUUUGAAAAGCGGUUCCGAUUUUCGAACACACAUGACUAGUCAUACAUUAGAAAAUCAUUUUCCAGCACUUGGUAAAUCCAGUGUGCAACUUCAAAAAAAUUCUUGGGUACGUAAAUGAGUAUGUGUUCUUUUAAGUUAAUUUACAAUGUCUGCCAAGAUACUAUAAGAUGUGAAUAAAGGAGUUAUGACGAACGAAUUAUUUUUAUGGAUGGUAUCAGUGUAAUAUAAUCAUUAACUCAAGGUUAGAGUAUAUGGUACAUAUUCCAACUA